AUGUGGCCACAGGGCGAAGAGGCCAGAGAGGCCGCUGAUAUGCUGAUGCUGGGCGGUAGUGACGCUGCUAGCUCAAGGGCGUCCCUUUACUACGGGCUGUAUACGAGUCUGCCAGCUGAUCGGUAUGUGCAAGACAAGCAAGCCUUGCAUCUGUUCCAAGUGAGACCAUCCAUGGCCGCAGAAAAGCCAGAAUCAGCCCACCCGACCGGCCGCGCAUCAACUCCAGACGCCUUCCGCUUCGGGGUGCACGUCGGCCAUAGCAGUAACGUCACCUACCUGACUGGUGAGAAGAGGCCGCAUUACGGCUUACACACAGCUGGGAGCAGUCCAAUCAGGCACCUCGCGUGUAGAGGCAUCGAGUGUGCCCCGUAUUCACCAGUAGAGCACGAAUACUGCAGGUACUCAGUACAUACUGGCCCAGUAGACGCAAACCUACAGGGUUCUAUCUGA
Molecule: messenger RNA, 450 nt
Organism: Trichoderma asperellum CBS 433.97
Lineage: Eukaryota; Fungi; Ascomycota; Sordariomycetes; Hypocreales; Hypocreaceae
Source: RefSeq, a predicted model, not a curated record